AUGUUGUCAUGUCGCUAUCGUGCUGCUGGAUCUUUGUAGCGGAGCAGCUUGUGAACCGGCCGCUGACACAAAUGUGUUUUUAGAUAGUUUGUCGAGUUUGUUCGGAGCUGACAGCGGAGAGUCUGAAACACAUGAACCCACCGGAGAGUUCACCGACUGUUAACCGGAAGAAGAAGAGGACAGCGGGCAGCUAACGGAGCUCACCGAGGCCACAGGGGGCAGGAUGGCGUCACCCUUCAAAAUCCCCAAGAAGAAACAGCCAGCUGGCGCUGACUCCGCCCCUCUGUACACGUCACCACUGUCCUGCCUGCAGAGCUCCGCCCCCGACCCUAAGCAGGGUUACCAGGAUCAGUCCAGCAGCGGCAGAGCUGACAGGGUGCAUGCUGGGAACACACAGAGCGCGUCCUGUGAGCCGGUCUUCAGAGACGUGGUCAAAACGCUGCUGGGACUCAACUGCCCGACCAGAGGAGCGUCAGCAGCCAAUCACAAGGGAGCGUCAGCAGCCAAUCACAGAGGAGUGUCAGCAGCCAAUCGCAGAGCAGGCUGGAGCGGCCAGUCAGAGCCUGGGCAGAGAGCGGGGUCGUCCGCGGCGUGUUUCUCUAACGGAUGGCGCCCUAAGAGAGCGUCAGACCGACUGCUGCAGCCUGCUGUGACCUCAGAGCCUCCGUCUCCACCACAGAAGAAGAAAAGUGACCUCAGUGGGCGCCUUUCAUGGCACUCAAGGUCACCUUACAAAAGUACAGAAUCAUCAGUGAUCGAUCUUGAACCUUCAGGCUGGCAGAAUAAAAGCAUCUCUGUGAAGUCACUGGACUCUCUGGCGGAGCUGCGAGGCGAGGAGCAUGCUGGGAGUUUGAGUUCUUCAAAGCUUGGAGAGCAGAGGACGUGGAGGCGAGUGGAGUCCGACAGACGGGUCGCUGCUGAGCGAAAGGUGAAGAGCGACACACGAAGAUCUCCUGAAUCUUUAAAGCAACAGAGGAAGAUCUCGCCAGUCUCCGGUUCAGACCGGACGUCAGAAGACGACUUCCUGUCUCCGUCCAGAACCACAAACAAACCCUCUGUGACGUCACUGAGGAUGUCGACCGACAGGAGGCGGAGUCUGGACAGGAAAGCAUGUCUCGCCACCAGAAGCAGCCUGACGGACGACCUGAGGGAGAAGGGCAGGGAGAGGUGGAGGGAGUUCAGAGAGAAGAAGAAGACGUACAGGUCGGCUGUCCCGCACCUUCGACUGAAGAAACCCAAACAGACUCCGACAGAACCCAUUGUGCUGUCGAGUGAAGAGGAAGAGGGUGAUGAUGAAGGAGAUGGGGGAAAGAGGAUGCCACAAAGCCUGAUGAAGGAGUCCGGUCCUGGAAGCUCGGAGCAGAAGCAGGCUCAACAGGCUUGUUCCUCCAAAGCUGAAAUAAACGGGCAAAACCUGCCGCCGCCACUGCCAUCCUUCCUGCAGCUGGACUUCACCUCGCUUCACGCCGGCCUGACGCACAGCGACGCCAAUGGGAAGCUGAUGAUCAGUGAGAGCGGCGUCACGAUUCCUCUGAAAGGAGCCGAGGAGGGGGAGGUCACUGUGGUGGCGUCUCAGGUUCGGGGUUACGGUGUCUGGGACGGGGGCGUGGCUCGGGGCGGGACUCUACUGGCUGGCUGGAAAGGUCCCGCCCCCUCCCUGCUCUUCCUGUGGGUGACUGAUGCUCAGGCCAACCUCCUGCAGAGGGAGCUGUCGGCCAUCCAGACGUCCACCGCCGCCGCGUCAGGCUCGGCAUGCUCUGUCCUCCUGCUGGUGUUGAAGGAGCAGCUGCAGGAACUCCAGGCUGCCCUGCUGGCCUCCAUCCUGGACAUGGAGGAGUACAGGAAGGGCUUCUCCUCCUCCGCUGGCGGGCCCACCUCCCCUCUGGAGUGGACUGACGGGCUGCUGCUCCUCCACAGCUGUCCUCCUCCUCUGGAUCAGCACCUUCUCAGACUGCUGGGGCACUCUGCGGUGCGAAGCAGCCCGAGAAAGAAGAACUCGUCCGGUCAGCCGCAGCUUCUUCCCACCAGGUUGAUCCAGUACCCGCCGCCGCCCUCUAAAGGACGCAUCACCGUCACCAAAGAGGACUUGGCCUGUCUGAACGGCGGCGAGUUCCUUAACGAUGUCAUCAUCGACUUCUACCUCAAGUACCUCCUCCUGGAGGGAGUCGGAGGCUCGGUGGCCGACAGGAGUCACGUCUUCAGCAGCUUCUUUUACAAACAGCUGAGCAGACGGAGAGCGGCCGGAGAGGACGACGCCCCCUCCGUCCCUGAUCGUCACAUGAGGCAUCAGAGGGUAAAGACGUGGACCCGCCAAGUCGACAUUUUCACCAAAGACUUCCUGUUUGUGCCUGUCAACCAAGAAGCUCACUGGUUCCUGGUGGUGGUUUGUUUUCCAGGUCUGGAGGAGGUUCAGUACGAGGAGUUUCAGAGACCGACAGGUGCUUCAGAGCGAGCUGCAGGAAAACCUUCAUCCUUCAGUCUGAGAUCACAACAGCCUCCGGAGUGCACUCAGCAGAGCUGGCAGAGGGACACUGUGUUAAAGAGGCCGUGCAUCCUCGUCAUGGACUCCCUGAAGCUGUCGUACCACGAGAACGUCUGCAGACUCCUCAGAGACUACCUGCAGGUGGAGUGGGAGGUCCGGAGGGGGACGCCUCGUGUCUUCGGGUCGGACAACAUGAGGAGCUCCAACUGCAGAGUCCCUCAGCAGGACAACAGCAGCGACUGUGGACUGUACCUGCUUCAGUACGCAGAGAGCUUCCUGCAGAACCCUGUGGUGCACUUUGACCUCCCGUUACGGCUGGAAAACUGGUUUCCGCGGCAACGGGUGCGGCAGAAGCGCGAGGAGAUCCGAGCUCUGAUAAUGAGGAUGCACCAGAGUCAGAACGGAGAACACUGAAACCACAAGGACCAAAAACCUCCUCGUCACCGAGCCGUUAAUUCACCUGUGCAAUAAAUUAUUUAUAUUUUUUCUAUGUUGGAUCUUUUACCUCCAUGUAAAAAAUUUUAAUAAAAUUAUUUCAAAAUU
Epinephelus moara (kelp grouper) is the source of this 3025-nucleotide messenger RNA. It is a transcript of the gene senp7b, whose product is annotated as SUMO specific peptidase 7b. The coding region runs from base 224 to 2896 and encodes 890 amino acids. Lineage: Eukaryota; Metazoa; Chordata; Actinopteri; Perciformes; Serranidae. The record is from RefSeq and is a predicted model, not a curated record. Gene Ontology annotation, cellular component: nucleus; cytoplasm. Gene Ontology annotation, biological process: protein desumoylation. Gene Ontology annotation, molecular function: SUMO-specific endopeptidase activity. The transcript is spliced from 22 exons.